This is a messenger RNA of Cylicocyclus nassatus, 426 nucleotides long. NCBI's taxonomy places the organism in Eukaryota, Metazoa, Nematoda, Chromadorea, Rhabditida, Strongylidae. The record is from the annotation of a GenBank genome assembly.
AUGACCGGACUCCCUCCUUCCGUGCUCUCUUCCUCCUCUCUGGAAAUCAGCAAGAUGCAGCUUCGAUUUUUUCACCUAUGCGAAGCUCCUGGCCACUUCGUUUCUUCGCUGGACCGCUUUCUUUGCACGUUCUAUCCUAAGGUGAACUGGGAUUGGGAGGCUAAUUCCUUCAAUCCACAUCAUGAGGGUACCAGUGCAUGCGGUAUGUUGCUUGAAGAUGAUCUGAUUUUCUUAGGCGUCCAGAUCAUUAGCACUUUGGCUAGGAUGAGAGCGGCGACGUCAGAAAGAAGUACCUUGUCUGCUUACGGUUUAAUGGCGCUGUGCCAUCAAAGAGUGAUGGAAGAAACGCCGAAAAUUUUCGAAGGUUUCAUCAGUUAUGUGUUCUUUUCUCUGGAGUUUGAUGAUCGUUAUUCCAGGAAGAAUUGA